AUGUCCCAAGUGUUUGAAACCCUCCGUGAUCUGCCCGACACGGUGUUCUCGUUGCUUGGCCAGGACACCAAUCCGUUCAGCGAGCUUGCCAAGCGGUACUUGGAUCCGCUCGCGCCCAAAUUCUCGGUGUUGGAUGAGAUCUACGUCGAUGGCCUCGAUGCCUCGCAAGUGUUUGGCCAGCUGAAGAUGGUGGUUGAAGGGGCAGGGCUGCAGUUGCUUGGCAAUGUGGCCGAUCUCCGUGACCGCUACCACUUGGACAACGCCGAGGGUGACUCUGAGGAGGAGGAGGAUGAAGAAGACGAAGAUGAAGAUGAUGAGGAGACCGCCCUUGGUGACCAAGUUGCCGACGAAGCUGGCGCCUCUAGCGAAGAAGACGACUUUGAAGGGUUUGUCUCUGCUGAAGAAGACCUUCCUGAUGGCCUGGAGCCCGAGGAAGACGAGGAAGCCGGUGAACUCGAAGAUGAAGAAGAAGACCUCGAGGAAGAAGAAGUAGGAGAACUCGAAGACGAGGAACAAGAAGAUGCUGAGGAAGAUGCUGAUGUUGAAGACAAGCCCAAACCUCAACGGGAGGUGAAGGAGAUCACUGAAGACAAGUUCGGCUUAAACGACGGUUUCUUCGAUAUCGAUGAAUACAACAAGCAAGUGCUUGCUCUCGAACACAACGACGGUGCCUUAGAUGACGACAAUGACGAUGAGGAAAUCGAUAUGUUUGGCGACAUUGACGACGGCUCCGACGACGGCAUGGACUACUAUGAUGACUUCUUCGACGCUAAGGGUAAAGUAAGCACUGUAAAGCUGACAGACAAGGCUACUAGUAAAUCCGAUGAAGUCAAGGAUUACGAAGACCUUGAUGAAGACGAUUAUGACGCUGCCGUUGAGGGGGCUCGUCUUGAUUUGUUUGCUGACGACGAUGAAGAAGAGGAAGACCAACAAGCUGGGAAUGACGACGACGAACCUGAAGAAAAGCUUUCUAGUUUUGAGAAGAAACAACGCGAGCUCCAACGGGAAAUCGAAAAGCUUGAGGCUGAGCUUGUGGCUGAUAAGAAAUGGACGAUGAAGGGGGAAGUGUCUGCUAAGGAGCGGCCCAUGGACUCGUUGGUUUCUGAUAGAGACACCCAGGAAUUAGAGUUUGAACGUACAGCUAAGCCCGUACCGGUAAUCACUGAAGAAGUCACGGAACUGCUUGAAGACAUCAUUAGACGGCGCAUCGCCAAUAGUGAGUUCGACGACUUACCCAAACGGUUCAUUUCCGACGUGGCUCUGUUCCAUAAGAAACAGAAAUUCGACUUAAGUGGGGAAAAGCUGACCAAAUCCUUAGCGGAGAUUUAUGAGGACGACUACACCAAGCCUCAAGGUGAAGAGGAAAUCAGUGAACAAGUCAAACAACAACACGACGAGAUCCUGGAUCUUUUCACGCUGGUGUGCCAUAAGCUCGAUACCCUUUGUCUGGCUCAUUUCGUGCCUAAACCUCAUCAAUUCAAGCAGAUUGAGAUUGCGGUGCUGGAUAAUGCCGCUUCCAUUAACACCGAGGACUCGCAGCCGUUGCACGUGUCGCUGGCAGCUACCUUGGCUCCUCAAGAAGUUUACAAAGUUGGUGACGAUAGGGUUAAGGCCAACGGUGCCUUGGGUCGUCUGGAAGUCCAGCUUAAGUCGGGUCUUACCUACUCUAAGGAGGAAUUGACUCGCGAAGAGAAACAGAGACUCAGACGGGCAGCCAAGCGGAAGCGGGCGAAGCAGUUCAACGAGAGACAACUGGUACAGCAACAACAACAGAAACAGGCGGUGGCUGAAGGGAGAGCACCCAAGCGGGCGAAGAAGAGUGACGUCAUCGAUACCCUCGCCAAGGGUAACGUCACCGUCAUCGGCGAUAAAGGUGAGUUGCGUGACGUCAAGGGUAACUUGAAGAAGGAUGGGGGCCUGGCGCGGGCCAGCCACUUGAAGAUGUAG
Diutina rugosa is the source of this 1947-nucleotide messenger RNA. RefSeq names its product rRNA-processing protein (gene MPP10). The record is from RefSeq and is a predicted model, not a curated record. Bases 1 to 1947 code for a protein of 648 amino acids. Gene Ontology annotation, cellular component: nucleus; sno(s)RNA-containing ribonucleoprotein complex; Mpp10 complex. The transcript has a single exon. Gene Ontology annotation, biological process: rRNA processing. NCBI's taxonomy places the organism in Eukaryota, Fungi, Ascomycota, Pichiomycetes, Serinales, Debaryomycetaceae.